AUGAACUCCAGCACACCCAAUUCUCAGUCAAUGGCGGCGGCGGCAGCAGCGAGUGAUGGGUCGGGGAAGAAGGUGAGAAAGCCUUACACCAUAACCAAGUCAAGGGAGAGUUGGACUGAGGAAGAGCACGACAAGUUUCUCGAAGCUCUUCAACUAUUUGACAGGGAUUGGAAAAAAAUUGAAGAUUUUGUAGGUUCAAAAACAGUCAUUCAGAUUCGAAGCCAUGCUCAGAAAUACUUCUUGAAAGUUCAAAAGAAUGGGACUGUGGCACAUGUGCCUCCUCCCCGUCCUAAGCGAAAAGCUGCUCAUCCUUAUCCACAAAAAGCAUCAAAAAAUGUUUUGGUGCCACUACCAGCUUCCAUUGGUUAUGCUUCUUCAACAAAUAUGCUUGCACCUGGGUUUGCCACAUGGGAGGAAACCUCCCUGCUGAUGAAUGCAGGAGCCAAUAAAUCCAUGACCUGUCAGGAUGAACUCAACAAUCUUCGUGGAAAUGAAGCUGAUAUUGGAUCAAAGGGGCUAACACAGAUUACCAACAGCAGUGUUAGUGGUGUUGGAAAUUCUAUUAGAAUGCUACCAACUUCUGAUAUACCAAAGCAAGGGAAACAAGCUCCCGUACUUCAUGGUUUGCCAGAUUUUGCUGAAGUUUACAGUUUCAUAGGAAGUGUAUUUGAUCCAGAUACAAAUGGCCAUGUCCAGAAGCUGAAGGAAAUGGAUCCUAUAAAUUUUGAAACUGUUUUGUUGUUAAUGAGAAACCUCACUGUCAACUUGUCUAGCCCUGACUUUGAACCCAUCGGUGUACAACCUCAUCUCCUUGAUGUUUUAUCUGUGUGA
Molecule: messenger RNA, 831 nt
Organism: Sphenostylis stenocarpa
Lineage: Eukaryota; Viridiplantae; Streptophyta; Magnoliopsida; Fabales; Fabaceae
Source: the annotation of a GenBank genome assembly